Pristis pectinata (smalltooth sawfish) is the source of this 563-nucleotide messenger RNA. RefSeq lists its product as uncharacterized. The transcript is spliced from 4 exons. Lineage: Eukaryota; Metazoa; Chordata; Chondrichthyes; Rhinopristiformes; Pristidae. Gene Ontology annotation, biological process: mitotic cell cycle; microtubule cytoskeleton organization. Gene Ontology annotation, cellular component: cytoplasm; microtubule. The record is from RefSeq and is a predicted model, not a curated record. The coding region runs from base 72 to 563 and encodes 163 amino acids. Gene Ontology annotation, molecular function: structural constituent of cytoskeleton; GTP binding.
GUCGGUAAUAAAUAGCGCGGGCGGCGACGGGCGCCGCGCAUCGGCGGGGCUGCGGCGAUAAUCGGGACAUUAUGCGCGAGUGUAUCUCGGUCCACGUCGGCCAGGCCGGCUGCCAGAUCGGCAACGCUUGCUGGGAGCUCUACUGCCUGGAGCACGGGAUCCAGCCGGAUGGGCAGAUGCCCAGCGACAAGACCAUCGGAGGGGGCGACGACUCCUUCAACACCUUCUUCAGCGAGACGGGGGCGGGCAAGCACGUUCCUCGGGCCGUGUUCGUCGACCUGGAGCCCACAGUGAUCGACGAGGUCCGGACCGGCACCUACCGGCAGCUCUUCCAUCCCGAGCAGCUCAUCACGGGCAAGGAGGAUGCGGCCAAUAACUACGCGCGGGGCCACUGCUCGAUCGGCAAGGAGGUCGUGGACCUGGUGCUGGAUCGCAUCCGGAAGCUGGCGGACCAGUGCACCGGACUGCAGGGGCUGGAGGGGAGAAGGAGAGGGGUGGUGAGAUUGCUGUGCUCGGAGACAGUAGGGAUGCAACGGGCCGAGUGGCCUCAUUCCGCCCGGUAA